AUGGUUCCGGAUGAGCAAUCGCGCGACACGUUUGCGCAAGAAGAUCACCAAGUCGCGUACAUCUUCGAUCCGGACGAUGACGAGACGCAUCGGGAGCGCCCGUCCAAGCGGCGCAGAGUGACCAAGCAGGCCAAGAGAACGUCCGCAGCGAACGAAGCGGAACCGCUGUUCGUGCCGCUGCUCAAUGGCAAGGAGAGCGCUGCGAGCGUGCGCCUGCGACAGAGGCUGUACGAGGAGAGCUGGGCGAAAGUCGACGCCCGGCUGCAGGGGAUGCUGCGAGAGUCUAACCUGGCAACAUUGGAGCAGGUGACUGCGUUUGUGGCGGCGGCAGGGUCCGAAUGCGACGAUCAAAUACCGGCCGCCUUCAUCAUAACUGGCCCGAACAUUGCUUCUCAAGACCUGCUGUUCGAGCAGCUUUCGGAAACGCUGCAGCAGGCAUCGGUGAGCAGGUUCGUGCGGCUGCGAUCAUCGGAGGCCGCCUCGCUCAAGGCGGCGCUCAAGAAGACCAUCCGGGAUGCGACGGCUGGCGCAGGGGGCGACGAGGACGACAGCCUGCAAGUUGGGACAGGCCAGGAUGGACGCAAGUAUCUCGAUUACGACCUGGAGGCACUGGAGGCGUCAAUCAGGUCGCAGGCGUGCGAGCACGUAUACGUGUCUUUUCAGGACAGUGAGAGCUUCGACAGCGGCCUCAUCUCUGAUUUGGUCACCCUGUUUCACUCGUGGCGCCCUCGGAUUCCGUUCACGUUGCUCUUCGGCAUCGCCACCUCUGUCGAGCUCCUCCAGGCCCGCCUCCUCAAGUCGGCAUGCCGGCUCGUGUACGGCGCGCAGUUCGACUGCGUCCAGACGGAGGCGAUUCUCGAGACCCUGUUCAGGGGCGCCGUGGCGGCAUGCGAUGUGCCGCUGCGGCUGGGGGCGCCACUGCUCCGGGGCAUGCUCGAUCGGCAGCACGACCAGAUAGCCGGCGUCCAGGCAUUCAUCAGCUCGCUCAAGUACGCGUACAUGUGUCACUUUUACCCCAAUCCCCUGUCCAUUUCCAUAUCACCCGACGCACCCCAGGCGGGUGCCGUCCAGCCCGAACACAUCAACGCGCUGCGAACCCUGCCGUCGUUUCGCAGCCAUGUGGAGCGGGCGGUAGAGCUUGGCGACGAGGGCUCGCUGAGGCAUGCGAGGUCGCUGAUCGAGGACGACGAGUACCUGCUUGCCAGGCUCCGAGACAGCAACGAGGAUCGGCAGCGCUGGGUCGAGCGCCUCCUGCGUGCGCUGCUGGUCCUCGAGGCGGCAGGCGCGCAGCGCGGCGUAUUCUCGCGGGCGUACGUGAACGCCAUGGCAGACGGCGUCGACACAUCAGAGCAGUCCGGGGUGGUAGACAGUAUCCGACGGAUGAGCGUCGAGGAGCUGUCCACCCUGCUGGUGCGCAUCUCAAGUCUCCUCACCGAGGGUGAUCCGCGCCUAAACCUCGCGCCCGCAUCAGACGACGCCGACUCGCAGCUGCAGCUCGCCCUUAAAGACCACGCCGCCGAACUGGAAACGCUCAGGGAGACGGCCCAAAGUCAAGGGUUCACGCUGCGAAGCAAGUACAGCGGACAAAGCAAGGUGAUGCGAACGACGGUCAUCGCGCAGCGCGUGCAGCUGAGCCAGGACUCGGCGGCCCUCCGCGACGAGGACAAGCGCCUGACGGAGAUUGUCGACGACGUGGCCCGGCUGGUGGCCACGCACUUUGGAGUAACCGGGCCCGGCGACGUGCUCUUCUCCGAGGGCUGGACGUACGAGUCGAGGUCGCCCGCGCGCGAGGUGUUUGUGCCCCGGCCGCGCGCCGCCUUUGAGCGCAGCCUCGGCCGGCCGCACGACUACCUGGGGUGCUCGUGCUGCGCGCCGGGCGGCGAGGGCGGCGGCGUCCAGGCCACGCUGCCGGCGACGGCGGUCCUCUACAAGCUGUACCUGGAGACGGGCAGCCUGAUCAACGUGGCGGACCUGUGGGCGGCGUUUGACGCCCUCCUCGCGAGUCGCGGCGGCGCUGACGACAAGGAAGCGGUAGCCGGGAACGAUGACGACGAGGUCGAGCCCGACGCCGAGGCCGCGGGCGAGCGCGAGCGGCUCGUCAUGUUUUAUCGAGGACUCGCGGAGCUGCGCGCCCUGGGGUACGUCAAGGCGAGCAAGAAGAAGCCGGACCAUGUCGCCAAGGUCAAGUGGCUGUAA
Messenger RNA from Purpureocillium lilacinum, 2196 nucleotides. RefSeq lists its product as uncharacterized. Gene Ontology annotation, molecular function: DNA replication origin binding. Gene Ontology annotation, biological process: DNA replication; DNA replication initiation. The record is from RefSeq and is a predicted model, not a curated record. Gene Ontology annotation, cellular component: DNA replication preinitiation complex; nuclear origin of replication recognition complex; nuclear pre-replicative complex. Lineage: Eukaryota; Fungi; Ascomycota; Sordariomycetes; Hypocreales; Ophiocordycipitaceae.